AUGACAGCCUCAUCAUAUAAUAAGAGUGUGGGAGAUCUGAAUGAUACUAUUGAUAAGCUUAUCGAUCGAUUAUCAUCUAUCGAACCAUCUUCAUUGGAACAACUUGAACAAUGGCGUGAAACAUCAUAUCGAUCUAUUGAUGAUUAUUGUAAACAUAAACGUCAUGAAUUAAUCGAAAAGAAACAAAUUCAACAACAAAAACAAUUAGAUCAUCUUCGAACUCAAGUAAAUCAAUUAAUUGAUCGACAUGAUAAUAAAAAAGAACAUUAUGAUAUAAUAAAUCAUGAUCUUCAAUUAUCAGAAAUUAAAAUCAAUGAACUUGAACAUCUUCGAUUAACACUUCAUCCAUUAUCAAUAGAUGAACAUCUUAUUGUUCGACGACGACGAAUCUUUCCAUUAUCUCAUUCAUAUCGAACAAUUCAUCUAAAAGCUGGUUUAGAAAGUGCUAUUGGUACAAAUGAUCAACAUCUACUUGUUGAUCGAGAAGGAAAACAUUUAUGUUUACUUGAUCAAAAUUUAACUAUUAUUAAAGAAAUUCCAUUUACUCAUGAUGGUAUUCAUGGUAUUUGUUGGUCAUCAACAAUUCAUCGAUUUAUAAUUAUUACAUUUAAAGAAAUUUUAUUACUUGAUGAAAAAACAAUGAGUUUAGAAAUAUGUCCUAUACCAUCGAAAAAAGAUUGGUGGCGUGGUACAUGUUCAAAUCAAAGUUUAUUUUUAUCAACAGUUGAAUGGGAAUGGCAUACGCCUAUCACUUGUGGAAAAGAUGAAAUUAUAUGUGAUCUUAAAUAUAAUAAUGGUUAUCUUGCUAUUCCAAUUUAUAAUAAACAUAAAGAUGAAAGUCGUUUUGAAUUACGUUCAAUAACAACAUUUGAUAAUAUUUGGUCGGUUCGAACACAUGGACGUUGUCGUUGUUGUUCAAUUGAUAUAGAUCAAUGGUUAGUUAUGGAUCAUGAUGAUUGUCGAUUUUUUCAUAUUUCAGCUGAUGGAAAACUUUUAGAAACUGAUAAAUAUGAUGAACAUGAACGACUUGAAGAUAUUAUUCCAUGGAAUAACGAUGAUAUUGUUGUUUUAACUAAGAAAAAUAUUCAUUUACAUAAAUUUGGUUAA
Messenger RNA from Adineta steineri, 1107 nucleotides. NCBI's taxonomy places the organism in Eukaryota, Metazoa, Rotifera, Eurotatoria, Adinetida, Adinetidae. The record is from the annotation of a GenBank genome assembly.